Messenger RNA from Pseudonaja textilis, 1119 nucleotides. RefSeq names its product actin-like. The record is from RefSeq and is a predicted model, not a curated record. Lineage: Eukaryota; Metazoa; Chordata; Lepidosauria; Squamata; Elapidae.
UUGAAGAUGUCUCAGUUGAAAACCGCGGUCAUUAUUGACAAUGGGUCAGGACUCUGCAAAGCGGGUUUCUCUGGGGAGGAGGCCCCUAGGACCAUGGUGGCAACAGUUGUCGGCUACCCAAAGACUCGGGCGAUCAUGUUUGGCCCUGUUCAGAGAACGUGUUAUGUCGGCAAAGAAGCCCAAGCCAAGAGAGGAAUCUUAUCUUUUAAAUACCCAGUGGAGCAUGGGAUAGUGACUUCUUGGGAUGACAUGGAGAAGAUCUGGAGAUACAUCUACAGGCAUGGACUCAAACUAAGAGCCAAGGAGAGGCCGGUGUUGUUGACCGAAGCACCUAUGAACCCAACGGCAAACCGAGAGAAGAUGACGGAGAUCAUGUUUGAGCAUUUCCAGGUUCCGGCUAUGUUUGUAGGCCUUCAGGCUUUGAUGGCCUUGUACGCCGCUGGCCGCACCACGGGGUUGGUUUUAGAUAGCGGCGCCGGCGUCACGUUGACCGUACCCAUCUACAAAGGCCACUGCUUGCUCCAUGCCAUCUCCAGGAUGAAUUUUGCGGGGCGGGAUAUCACCAGGUAUCUCUCCACUCUCCUGCUGGAGAGCGGGCACAACUUCCUGAGCUCCGCUGAGAAGGAGAUUGUGAAGAACAUCAAGGAGAACUUGUGCUACGUGGCUCUGGAUUCAAGUCGCCCAAAAGACAGAGCGUCCGUCCGCAGAUACACCCUCCCUGACGGCACGCCUGUGGAGAUCGGGGACCAGCUCUUCCGUGCUCCUGAAUCCCUCUUCAACCCAACGGAUGCUGGAGUUACGGCGCCGGGUAUUCACCAAAUGAUCUCCGAGAGCAUCUCCAAAUGUGAAGGAAGCAUCCACCAGGACCUCUGGAGAAGCCUUAUCGUAGCGGGAGGAUCCACCCUCUUUCCAGGUCUCAGCGAACGUCUUCUCAAAGAGCUAAGAAGCCUAGGCCCUCACGGCCUGCCGGCCAAGCUGGAAGCCCCAGCAAACCGAAUACAUUCCGUGUGGAUUGGCGCGUCGGUGCUCACCAGCUUGCCUUCGUUUAAGAACAUGUGGGUCACGCAGCAAGAAUACAGAGAGGUUGGCUCCACGGUGCUGCAGAAGAAAUGCUUCUGA